This is a messenger RNA of Cutaneotrichosporon oleaginosum, 2655 nucleotides long. RefSeq lists its product as uncharacterized. Gene Ontology annotation, molecular function: single-stranded DNA binding; ATP hydrolysis activity; single-stranded DNA helicase activity. NCBI's taxonomy places the organism in Eukaryota, Fungi, Basidiomycota, Tremellomycetes, Trichosporonales, Trichosporonaceae. Gene Ontology annotation, biological process: double-strand break repair via break-induced replication; DNA replication; DNA strand elongation involved in DNA replication. Gene Ontology annotation, cellular component: nucleus; MCM complex. The record is from RefSeq and is a predicted model, not a curated record.
CCACAAUCAGCAACAAGCCUUCCCCUCGCCAACUCAUUCACUCUUGUCUCUCUCGCCCACUUGUCAUCCACCUCAUCCACCUCAUCCACCUCGUUCUCUCCGACGUGGACUAGGCAGCUCCUCCUCUCCCUCUCCCGUUGCCUGCCCCGCCCCAUUGUUCAUAAUGGCGACUCAGAACGUUGGCGUUCUUCCGGUUGCGACCAUCGAGGUUGACUACGAUGAGGAGAUUCGGAAGAUCUCAGAGUUCCUCACCAAGUUCGUCUCCGAACGCCGGCAAGCGAACGGCGGAGCCAUCCCCGAGAAUGAUGACGCUGCCGCCGAGGACGAGACCGAGGACGAGUUGGAUGAUUUGGACGAGCUCCACAUGGAGGAGGCGCGCAGCCCCAAAUAUAUGCGCAUCAUGCGCAAGGUCGCCAACCGCCAGACUGCAGAGGUGGUUAUCGACCUCAAAGACCUCCAAAACUAUGGGACGGAUCACUCCCUUCUCCACAACAUUCUCAACAACACCCGCCGUUAUAUUCAGCUCUUCGCUGACGUGCUGGACAAGCUCAUGCCUGAGCCAGACAACGACCUCGACACCUCUGACGACAUCCUCGACAUGGUAAUGGCCUGGCGUCGAGAGCACAACGCGGCAGGCGAAGAUGAGAACGAACUUGACAGGACCCAGUUCCCGCCCGAGCUCAUGCGUCGCUACAACGUCUUCUUCCGCCCUCCACGCGGCACGGACGUUCUCGCCGUUCGCGCUGUACGAGCACAGCACCUUGGGCAUCUCAUCACUGUCCGCGGCAUCGUGACCCGUGUGUCCGAGGUCAAGCCUCUCCUCCUCGUCAACGCGUACACAUGUGACUCAUGUGGUGACGAAAUCUUCCAGGAGGUUGGCUCCAAGUCAUUCACCCCCCUCGUUGUGUGCCCCUCGCAGACAUGUCAGACAAACCAGACCAACGGCAACCUGCACAUGCAGACGCGCGCCUCGCGCUUCCAGGCGUUCCAGGAGGUGAAGAUCCAGGAGAUGGCCGACCAGGUUCCCGUCGGCCACAUCCCGCGCUCCAUGACAGUGCAUCUGUACGGCGCACUCACGCGCAAGAUCAACCCGGGUGACGUGGUCAACAUCUCGGGCAUCUUCCUCCCCACCCCAUACACCGGCUUCCGGGCAAUGCGCGCUGGUCUGCUGCAAGACACCUUCCUUGAGGCUAUGCACGUGCACCAGCUCAAGAAGCAAUACGAGGACAUGCGCAUCACGCCUGAACUCGAGGCAGCAGUUGACGAGCUUAGCGUCGACCCAGGACUCUACUCUCGCAUGGCUCGCUCGAUUGCCCCAGAAAUUUUCGGGCACGAGGAUGUCAAGAAGGCUCUCCUUCUUCUCCUCAUUGGAGGCGUGACGAAGAACGUCGGCGACGGCAUGAAGAUUCGCGGCGAUCUCAACGUUUGUCUUAUGGGUGACCCAGGUGUGGCAAAGUCGCAGCUCCUCAAGUAUAUCACAAAAAUUGCUCCGCGUGGUGUCUAUACCACCGGUCGCGGUUCGUCAGGCGUUGGUCUCACUGCCGCGGUCAUGCGCGACCCUGUCACGGACGAAAUGGUGCUCGAGGGCGGUGCGCUUGUUCUUGCAGACAACGGCAUCUGCUGCAUCGACGAGUUCGACAAGAUGGACGACUCGGACCGCACGGCAAUCCACGAAGUAAUGGAGCAGCAGACCAUCUCGAUCUCGAAGGCAGGUAUCUCGACGACCUUGAACGCGCGCACCUCGAUCCUUGCCGCUGCCAAUCCUCUGUACGGCCGUUACAACCCCAAGGUUUCGCCCGUUGAGAAUAUCAACCUGCCGGCCGCUCUCCUGUCGCGAUUUGACAUCCUCUUCCUCAUCCUUGACACGCCGAGCCGCGAGAACGACGAGCUGCUCGCCCAGCACGUUACGUAUGUGCACAUGCACAACGAGGCGCCGGAGCUCGACUUUGAGGUCGUCGAGCCAACGCUCAUGCGCCACUACAUUGCCAGGUGCCGUACAUUCCGCCCGGUUGUUCCUAGGGAGAUGAGCGAGUACAUCGUGUCGUCAUACGUCACGAUGCGCAAGGAGCAGAAGGAGGCCGAGGCUGAGGACAAGUCGUUCACCUAUGUGUCGGCACGUACUCUGCUGGGCGUGCUGCGCCUUUCGCAGGCACUUGCGCGCCUCCGCUGGGACUCGACCGUUCGCCAGGAGGACGUCGACGAGGCUCUGCGUCUUAUGGAUGCGUCCAAGCAAAGCCUGAUCGAGGACCGCGGUGAGAUUGGUGUCGACCGCACCGACACGUCCAAGAUCUUCCGGAUCAUCAAGGAUAUGGCGAGCGGGCGCGGUGCCGCCGCUCGUCGUCGUGCGCAGCGUGCGGCGGAUGAUGAUUUCGAAUCAGAGGAGGAGUCGCUCCAGGAGCUCGCGAUGGUGGACGUGCGCGCGCGCGUGAUCGCAAAGGGCUUCACCGAAAACCAGCUCAUGGACACAAUCGCCGAAUACGAAAACAUGGGCGUGCUCGUGCGUGAAGCCAACGACACACGCCUCCGCUUCGUCGACGAGUAGUUCUAGAUGCCCAUCUAUACAGCUUAUCGGGCAGCGGCCUCCGCCGCGCCCUGUAAUACCCUCUCCCCCGACUUGCGACUUGUAUUUUUGGUAUGCAUUGACUUGUGACAGUG